AUGACCACUGCCCUACCCCACAACGUCCGCGGCGUAGCACCAUCAGGCAACACUGGUGGCGGUGUGACCAUCUACAACAACAUCAACCAGGACCUGUACCUGUGGUCCGUCGGCGAAGACGCCAACAAGAUGAUCACCGUGCCUCAAGGCGAGACCUACUCGGAAGACUGGCGCAUCAACCCCAAUGGCGGUGGCAUCAGCAUCAAGAUCUCCACCGACCCCAACCAAAACGACGUUCUGCAGUAUGAAUACACCCUUGCCGAGCCAAAGAUCUUCUGGGACCUCUCCUGCAUCGACAUGGGCACUGGUUCGCUCUUCAGCGAAGUCGGUUUCGAUGUCACCUCGAACAGUGACCAAUGCGAGAACGCCACCUGCAAGCCCGGUGACACCCAGUGUAGCGCGGCUUAUCUGGUCCCGUCCGACAACCAUGCUACUCAUGGUUGUCCCCAGAGCACCAACAUGAUCCUCAACAUUGGUCCUUCGGAUGCGGAGUAUUAA
Molecule: messenger RNA, 498 nt
Organism: Aspergillus glaucus CBS 516.65
Lineage: Eukaryota; Fungi; Ascomycota; Eurotiomycetes; Eurotiales; Aspergillaceae
Exons: 1
Coding region: 1-498 (165 amino acids)
Source: RefSeq, a predicted model, not a curated record